UUACAACCAGCACAAGCUGUCAGACAGAGAAAAGGAGCGCUGCUGAAAUCACUUGUCCAGAAGAGACUUCGGAAACAAACACGCCAUGGAGGCUGGAGCGAGAGGGAUGCACUGGAAACUUUUGAUACUUUCUUGUCUUUUGGCGGACGGGAUGAGCCAGGACUUUGGACAGACCCAGUUCAUUUGCACGUCCGUGCCCAAGGAUAUGGACAUAUGCGCCGCCACACUGCAGAACAGCGUGCCUGGGGAGGAACAAUUUAGCCGGAAUAACAACUCCGUCCAGGCGAACAGCUUGAAGGAUCUUCUGCAGACCAAAAUUGACGACCUGGAGAAGCAGGUCCUGUCCCGUGUGAACGGUUUGGAGGAAGGAAAGCCCGGGCUGCGCAACGAGAGCGAACAGCGCGGACGCGUCGAGUCCACUCUCACCUCACUGCACCAGAGAAUAACCGAUCUAGAGAAAGGGCAAAAGGAAAACAGACCACUGGAUAAAUUCCAGCUGACAUUCCCUCUGAGGACCAACUACAUGUAUGCUAAAGUCAAGAAGAGCCUGCCAGAGAUGUACGCCUUCACCGUCUGCAUGUGGCUCAAAUCCAACGCCUCUCCAGGAGUGGGGACGCCUUUCUCAUAUGCAGUCCCGGGACAGGCCAAUGAACUGGUUCUUAUUGAGUGGGGAAACAACCCAAUGGAAAUGCUCAUCAAUGAUAAGGUUGCUAAGCUGCCUUUCCUGAUCAAUGAUGGGAAAUGGCAUCACAUUUGUAUCACAUGGACAACUCGAGAUGGAGUGUGGGAAGCUUAUCAGGAUGGUGUAAUGAGGGGAAAUGGGGACAGUCUGGCCCCUUACCAUCCAAUCAAACCACAAGGGGUAUUGAUUCUGGGACAAGAGCAGGACACUCUCGGUGGAGGGUUUGAUGCCACUCAAGCGUUUGUCGGUGACAUGGCGAAUUUCAACAUCUGGGACCGAAAGCUGUCCGUGGGAGAGAUUUAUAACCUGGCCACAUGCAGCAGCAAAGCACAAGUGGGGAACGUCUUCUCUUGGUUGGAAACCAGCAUUGAGAUCUACGGAGGAGCUUCGAAAUGGACAUUUGAGGCCUGUCGCCAACUGAACUAAAAGAGCACAGAAAUCUCCCAGCCAAUGAGAGAUACGAGUUUCCAGGUGUCUGUUACCAAAUCAUGCAUCCUUAAAGAACAUUGUCAAUCAAGAACAAACAUAGACAUCAAAAUCAACUGGACUUUUCUAGAUAUUUCAAUAUUUCUUGUCUCUUAACACUUAAAACAAUCACGUUUUUGUCAUGUAUUUCUGGAUCUUGAAGGCAUAUGCUGAUGUUGGUCUUAGCUUGAAAGCACAGUGGUUUCGCUCUUCUCUGGUUGUCUGUUGGGCAAGCAACGCCUUACCGGAAAACUACUUAACACAAUAUGUCUCAGACUUCCAUAUUUACAGCCUGGAUCA
Messenger RNA from Sinocyclocheilus rhinocerous, 1447 nucleotides. RefSeq names its product neuronal pentraxin 1 like (gene nptx1l). Bases 86 to 1108 code for a protein of 340 amino acids. The transcript has 5 exons. The record is from RefSeq and is a predicted model, not a curated record. Lineage: Eukaryota; Metazoa; Chordata; Actinopteri; Cypriniformes; Cyprinidae.